Molecule: messenger RNA, 2215 nt
Organism: Vitis riparia (riverbank grape)
Lineage: Eukaryota; Viridiplantae; Streptophyta; Magnoliopsida; Vitales; Vitaceae
Product: probable trehalase
Exons: 11
Coding region: 119-1891 (590 amino acids)
Biological process (GO): trehalose catabolic process
Molecular function (GO): alpha,alpha-trehalase activity
Source: RefSeq, a predicted model, not a curated record
AUCGCUAUCUCCAAAAUCUGCCGGCUCUUUUCUGCAUCUUCUUUUUGUUCAAUUUUCGACAUGGCUUUGCUUCUCCCUCUUCAAACCCAAGCCAGACAGCUUUCAUUCUCUAUGAAAAAUGGAGGUUUUUCUAUCCUAUAAUCUUAUUUUUUAUUCUUUAUUCUCUUGUUUUCUCUUCUUCUUCGUAUCCUCCAUGGCUGUUACCGAAGCUUCAUCGCAGUGCUCUCCUGUGAAGCCCACCACCCCACUCGUCACCUUCCUUGAUCGCCUCCAAGAAACGGCCUUCAAAACCUAUGGCAACUCCGACUUCGACCCAAAGCUUUACGUGGAUUUGUCUCUGAAAUUCAAUCUCUCAGACACAGAGGAGGCUUUUAAGAAGCUACCCAGGUCUGAAAAUGGGUCGGUUUCGGUUGAGGUUUUGGAGGGGUUUAUGGGAGAGUACAUGCUAGGUGCAGGGGAGGAUUUGGUGGAGGUUGUGCCAGAGGAUUAUGUGCCGGAGCCGACGGGGUUCUUGCCGAAGGUGGAGAGUCCGGAGGUGAGAGCAUGGGCAUUGGAGGUGCAUUCUCUUUGGAAGAAUCUGAGCCGGAAAGUUUCGAACCGGGUUCGGGAUCGGCCGGACCUGCACACUCUGCUUCCUCUUCCUAAUCCAAUGGUGAUUCCUGGAUCGAGGUUUAGAGAGGUUUACUAUUGGGAUUCUUACUGGGUUAUUCGGGGCUUGCUAGCAAGUAAAAUGCAUGAGACGGCAAAAGCAAUUGUUGCUAAUCUGAUUUCACUUAUCGAUGAAUAUGGUUAUGUCCUAAACGGUGCAAGGGCAUAUUACAGCAAUCGGAGCCAGCCCCCGCUCCUGAGUUCCAUGAUCUAUGAAAUAUACGAGAGAACGGGUGAUAAAGAAAUGGUGAGAAAGUCUCUCCCUGCUUUGCUCAAGGAACAUCAAUUUUGGAAUUCAGGGAUACAUAAGAUAACCAUUCAGGAUGAUCAAGCCUGUAAUCACACUUUGAGUCGGUACUAUGCAAUGUGGGAUAAACCGAGACCAGAGUCUUCAACUAAUGACAAGGAGUCUGCUUCCAAGAUCUUGGAUGUUUCGGAGAAACAGCAAUUUUACAGGGAACUGGCUUCAACUGCUGAAUCUGGAUGGGAUUUCAGCACAAGAUGGAUGAGGAAUUCUUCAGAUUUCACGACAUUGGCUACAACAUCAAUUCUACCCGUGGAUUUGAAUGCAUUUAUACUGAAGAUGGAGCUUGACAUAGCCUCCUUGGCAAAAGUUAUUGGAGAAAAUACCAUCUCUGAACGCUUUGUGGAAGCUUCUCAAGGGAGAAAAAAGGCAAUGGACUCUGUUUUCUGGAAUGCAAAGAUGGGACAAUGGGUUGACUACUGGCUCGGUGACAAUUCCACUUCAUGCAAGGAAGUUCAUAAAUUAGAAGCUUCAAACCAGAACGAGAACGUGUUUGCUUCAAACUUUGUUCCUCUGUGGAUUGAGUUGUUUAACUCGGAUGCUUCUGUGGUGGAGAAAGUUAUGGAAAGUUUCCAAAGUUCGGGUUUGCUUUGCUCUGCUGGGAUUGCAACUUCCUUGACAAAUUCGGGACAACAAUGGGAUUUUCCAAAUGGUUGGGCUCCAAUUCAACACAUGAUAGUUGAAGGUCUGGUGAGAUCUGGAUUGAAAGAAGCAAGGUUGAUGGCAGAAGAUAUUGCUAUGAGGUGGAUCAGAACCAACUAUGCUGCCUACAAGAACACAAGCACAAUGCUUGAAAAAUAUGAUGUGGAAGAAUGUGGAAAAAUAGGAGGUGGCGGUGAAUACAUACCCCAGACUGGUUUUGGCUGGACAAAUGGUGUUGUAUUGGCAUUCCUGGAGGAGUUUGGAUGGACUAAGGACCAGAAGCUAGAUUGCCAGUAAGGAAUGAAACUGAAGACUUAGACUUUCAAUGCAAGGGUAUAUGAAGCAUGAUUUCUCCUUGCAGUGUCCCCCAAAAAAGGGGGGAUAAGGCAUAGUCAUUUGAUUUUUGAGACAGCAUUUCCAUAAAAUUCAAGGUCCUUUCUGCUACCUAGGGCUCCACUAAGGAAUUUACUUCUUUGUUUAAUUAUUGUGAAUACUUUGAGAUUGGUUAACAUCUUAAACUAAUUGAGCCGAACAGAGAAUUGUUUUCUCUGAAUAAAUUGUAAAUUGUGUUGAAGGUUGGCCAUUAAAUAAGAAUAUGAUGAGCCCUGUCAUCCAUCCAAA